AUGAGCUCAGCUACAAUUGAAGUGGUUAACUCAAGAGACGGAGCCUCACAUCUACUGGAGUUUGUGAUCGUGGAGGACGAGCUCACGCUGAUUCUCUGCAUUAAUUCGAUCCAGUCUCUCGGGUUGGUUGUUUUUAAUCAUGGUCGCUUGGUGCAGGUUCGCCAGCGAGAAACCGAUAUUAGUGAUCAGUACCCGUCUGUGUUUAGCCUGAGUUUGGAAAAGUUUGAGCGAACCGCUCACUUGUUAGAUCCUUUGAUACAACCGACUGCGCUACCGGCUAGGAGAGUUCCGUUUGCACUGCGUGACAGGUUCUCCGCUGAAUUGAGCAAAUUAGUGAGAGAGGGUGUGAUUGCCAUAGUCGACGGGCUAACCGAAUAG
Messenger RNA from Dicrocoelium dendriticum, 378 nucleotides. The record is from the annotation of a GenBank genome assembly. NCBI's taxonomy places the organism in Eukaryota, Metazoa, Platyhelminthes, Trematoda, Plagiorchiida, Dicrocoeliidae.